Molecule: messenger RNA, 1344 nt
Organism: Adineta steineri
Lineage: Eukaryota; Metazoa; Rotifera; Eurotatoria; Adinetida; Adinetidae
Source: the annotation of a GenBank genome assembly
AUGUCACUCGAUAUUCUUACCACUUCACAACCCGAACCAUAUGAUCUCGAAGAAGAAAUACAAUUAAUGGAUACUGAUGAAACAAAUCUACAAGUAGAAGAACAAUCAACAGUUCCAACUAUAGAUGUUGUUCAGAAACAAAAACAACAGGAAAACACUGAUGAUAAAACAGAAGAAGUACCAUCAUUAGUUGUUAUUGAGAAGCGCAAAGUAUAUAUUCGUGAUGGACCUGAUACUCAUCAUGUAGAAGCAAUUCCAGUUGAUGAGAAAUAUUAUGAAUUACCAACUACAGAUCAAUUAGCAUCGAUUGAAUUAUUAGAAGAAAAAAUGAAAGAUAUUUUGGAAAGUUUAAAUUUAACAAUUGAAGAUUUUCGUACAUUAUCAUCGCUGAGUGGUAACUCACGUCCUGAAUCUCUUUAUAUUCGUGGUGUAACUAAUAUGAGUACACAAGAAAUUUUCAAUUGUUUUGAAGAAUUUAAACCAAUUGGUAUUGAAUGGGUUUGUGAUCAUUCAUGUAAUAUCUUCUGGUAUGAUACAUUAACACCAAUACAUCUGCUUGCAAUAAAAACUAUACCUGGUCCAACUAUAUCUCAUCGACGACCUGUUAAUUAUGAUCAUGCUAUGCGUUUAAAUAAACGAAAAGCAUCAUCAUUAUCAUCAAAUGAUAGAGAAAAUAAUUCAGCUGAUGUUGCGCUUCCGCCUGGUCAUUGGCGUGAAGGAAGUUUUCAAAAAGAUGAUAAACCAGAAUCAACUAUUAAAUUAUAUAUUCGAUAUACAACACUUGACGAUCGAAAAGUACGUGGCGCAGAAAAUCAAUCAGAAUAUUAUCGACAAUAUGGAAAUCCAAAUUAUAAUAAUAUGACUGGUCUUAUAUCUCGUUCUAAAAAACGUUCAUUAAAUGCAAUGAAACCUAACAAAUUUCGAGAUUUUACUGUUAUUAAAUCAAAUGAUCCAACAGUCACAUCGAGUGAUAUCGUCGAAGAAAUACCAUUAGCACCGGAAGAUAAUACACCAGAUGCUAAAGUUAAAUUUACUGUUGUUCUUCCGCCAGAAAAAAUCUCAGCAACUAAAGAUGAAGAAGAUGAUUAUGAAGGAGAUCAUAGAUCUAAACGACAACGAAGACGAUCAUGGAGUAAGGAUGACGACGAAGAAGAACGACGACGCAAAGAAAAAACACAUUUUACUGUAACUAUGGAUUCUGCUGCUAAAACUCGACGAGAUUCAAAAUCGAAAGUUGAUGAAACAUCUAAAUCAAAUACCGAUGAUCAUCCUGACGAUGAAGAAUCAAAACCUGUAACUGAUGCUCGACAAAUUCUUGAAAGAAAACGACGUAAUCGACGAUAA